Molecule: messenger RNA, 4159 nt
Organism: Synchiropus splendidus (mandarinfish)
Lineage: Eukaryota; Metazoa; Chordata; Actinopteri; Syngnathiformes; Callionymidae
Gene: fgf12a
Product: fibroblast growth factor 12a
Exons: 6
Coding region: 674-1447 (257 amino acids)
Biological process (GO): cell differentiation; positive regulation of gene expression; positive regulation of cell population proliferation
Cellular component (GO): cytoplasm
Molecular function (GO): fibroblast growth factor receptor binding; growth factor activity
Source: RefSeq, a predicted model, not a curated record
GAGGGAGGGGGCGCGUUCACUUUCUGUCUCGGCGGUGUAACACAUCCACAGCUUCCACUCGGGACAAAUAACGCUCCAGUAAGGCAACUAAUUGUUGCUGUCCAGACCUGAGUCCCUGCGCACGCAGCUCCGCGAUCAUCUCUGCAGCAUCCCAGUUUUUUUUUUUUUUUACCUGGAGAUUCUUUUUUUUCCCCUGUCGUUCUUUCGCACUCGGCUGCGUUGAGAGGUUCCAAAAUCGGUCGGAGAGUGAGCUGCGUUUUCGGGGUGGAUACGGAAAGAAAAGUAGUUUUCUUCAGUUGGAGGGUUUUGGAGGGGGGUGGGGGGUUUGAAUGAGGCUGAUGAGGAUUCCGGAUCUCGCUGGUCAGACGCGGCGCUGUUCACCUGGAAUACCUGAGCAUCCAGUGACACGCAUCUGCGCCAACUUGGCGACACUGUUGCAUGUUCCCCCCCCGCGACGUGGAAAUGCCACUUUGAUCUGAGAGCCGACAGCAUCCUGCGAUCAAUGGACCGCGACCAGGCGCACAAGCCUCUGAUCACGAUGACAUUUGGCUGAAACAAGUGGCGGACCGGGACCAACACUUGAACCUUUUUUUUUUUUUUUUUUUUUUUUUUGCGCUAAGACGCUGCGCCAGGAUCCGAACCCUAUCGAACAAGACCGUCGGUUCUCGGGGAGAUGGCUGCGAUCGCCAGCUCCCUGAUCCGCCAAAAACGUCAGGCAAGGGAGUCGAACAGCGACCGGGUCUCGACUUCGAAACGUCGCCCCAGUCCCAGCAAAGACCCGCGAUCGCUUUGCGAGAGGCAUUUCUUAGGCGUCUUCAGCAAAGUCCGCUUCUGCAGUGGCAAGAAAAGACCGGUUAGAAGGAGACCAGACGCACCCUCGAAACCUCCACAGGUGUCCCGUAAGGGCUGCAGGCUAGAGCCGCAGCUGAAAGGCAUCGUGACACGACUGUUCAGCCAGCAGGGCUUCUACCUGCAGAUGCAGCCGGAUGGAACCAUUGACGGCAGCAAGGACGAGAACAGUGACAACACCCUGUUUAAUCUUAUUCCCGUGGGUUUGAGAGUGGUGGCCAUCCAGGGGGUCAAGAGUGGCUUCUACAUCGCCAUGAACGGCGAGGGCAUGCUCUACAGCUCGGAGAUGUUCACGCCAGAAUGCAAGUUUAAGGAGUCUGUCUUUGAAAACUACUACGUGAUCUACUCGUCCACUGUGUACCGACAGCAGGAGUCGGGCCGGGCCUGGUUCCUUGGACUCACCAAGGAGGGUCAAGUUAUGAAAGGCAACCGAGUCAAGAAAACUAAACCCUCAUCACACUUUGUACCCAGGCCCAUUGAAGUUUGUAUGUACAGGGAGCCGUCGCUGCAUGAGAUCGAGGACAAGCAUCGCUCCAGGAAGAGCUCAGGGACUCCCACCAUGAAUGGAGGGAAAGCUGUCAAUCAAGACUCCACAUAGCAGCAGCUGACGUGGCUUCCACCAGGGGGGCGUGGUCUCCUCCUGGCUCAGAGGGAGGGGCAGUCGGUAAACAAGCCGAAGAAAUGUCCCACCCGCCCCCUCAAAUAUGCACCGUGAUUCUCUCUGAAGAGGGGGUUGCAAAAGGAGCUACUGCUGUACAGCCUUGACGACGAACACAAACUGAACUCUUGCCUGUGAAAACUUUUAGAUGAAUUAAUAUAAAACAGAGAAAAUAUAUAUAUAUAUGUAUCAUUUUCAAUCAGGACUUGACCAACAUUUUAUGCAAAAAAAGAAAAAAAAAGCUGUGAUACAGAAAAGGUGGUCACACAAUAUCUAUAAUUUCCAAUUUAUGCUGUGAAAAACAAGCUUUAAGACAGAUUAGAAACACGCAUUUUAAAAAUGCACUUUGCACUCCCGCUCAUUUUAUUGAUGUCAACUCAGUCACAGUUUCUUUCCCGAUCUCAUCCCGGCGACUCCGUCCGGGAGCGAAGGAAGUGUCUUGGGCUCAUUGGAUUCCUUUCUCUCGCCUCUUUGACUGUCACACUUCCUGCCUUGGUGUGAGGGCUUUGACUGAAUGUAUUAGAUGGUGAUGGGAUGUCAUUUACUCAGGUGUGCACUGUAACGGAUGGGGCUGAUUCAAAUCCUCCAGCAGGAGCCCCUCCACCCCCCCCUCUCUUGUCCUGGCGGGAUGAUCUAAGCAAUACAUCAGAGGUCAGUCCAGUAUGUCUGUAAUAAUUGUAAUAACAAAUUGACCUCACGAAUCCCAGCCGGGUCUGUGAACAUGACUGGAAAUGGAACGUUGAUCACGGAGGUAAACGUACGUUGCGUGCCGGUGUAUAGGAUGUUUGCGCUGCUCUAUCGUGACCCCAUUGUUAAUGCCACAUUAUGUCGUAAUUUGACAGGAUUAGCAUUGUAGCUUCACGAGCAUUUUACAACCACAUUUUGUAAGGAAGCAACAGCCAACAUGGAUGGCUCAUUUUAAAAUGAGGCAAGGCGACUUUUGAUACUUGCGUGUCCUCCCUGCACUGCUGGCUCCCCCCUCAGUUCCAAGUGGAAUUCAUCAUCAUGUCAGACACGUAUGUUUCAAGGUGACCACCAGCAGAGACUUAAAACAAAUAAACAUUACUCUCCUGCAAUUGUUUGUUUAAAUGCUUAAAUGUAAACAUGUCGACUUUGGAUUGUCAAAUGGCGCCUGUGUGUAGAUGUAGAACUAUUUACAUGGGUCUUCGAGAUCUUAUUUUCGCGACGCAACCACUGUUACUUCCUCCUGUAGCUGUCUGUGUCAGACAGUUUUAGAAUUCCUGAUCUGUAAUAUCGAAAUCGCUGAUGGAAACUUAAAACUCGAUGAGAUUUUUUUUUUUUUUAAAUUCUGUUCAGUGCUUGCUGAACUAGCUUAGCAAUGCUAAGAGCUACUUGUACUAAACAAAUAGAAGGCCGGUAUGAGACAUGGCUGGCAUUUUAAAACUUCAUAUUUUAUCUAAGAUAAUCCCUUUGAAUAACGCUACAAAAACGCGUAUUGGCAAAGACCCUCGUAACGCGCUGGAUAACAUUAUGCUUUUUAAUGACAUCUGUCUGCUGUUGCAUUAUUGCAUAAUGUGGUGUUACAAUGAUAGCAUUUUUAGAUGACCGCCAGAUAAACUGCUGUGCACUGACAGACUGCUGCGGCUCACCAGUAACAGAAAUGAAGUGGGUACAACGUAGAGAUUUCCGAACAAUGAGGCAGGCUGUUUAAUAGAAAGGCCAGUUCAGCUCGACUGGACACGGAGGCAUCCUGACCAGUUUCUGGCCAUUUGUUUUCUUUGACGCGGUAAUACUCUCUGGCGGCUUGGUGAUCCAUGAAAUUAGCCAUUUGCUAUAUUGUGUGCCGGAGACGUUCAUAAAUCAACAUGCCAACUGGCGUGUAUAAACAAGGUGAAUUGACUCUGCUGCGCUCGCCGCGUUGCUCGCCGCCUCCAAUUAGUCUAACUCAGGAAGCCCCGCGAAUGUUCCGUUAAAAGGGCCGUAUAAAGUCCAGUUGCUCGACACCACCGCACAACGUCCCGGCUCCAGGUGUGUGUCCCAGAAGGUCGGCUUGGAAUCAAUAGUUUUUUUUUUCUUAAUGAGGAUGCACAACUUCGCUCAGAGGGGUCCAGAAGGUCGAAUAGCGCGGCUUCAGGGCAUUAGGUUACGGUCAGAGCAGGACGGGCGUGGAAUGCUAAACUGUUUGGUUUGUAAAGGCUGUAUAUUCAAGAGCACAUUCACUGAAAAUGAAGCAAAUAAUUCCUCCUCGGUCCAUAUUCUGCUGCUCCAAGUAGAUGAGUUCCACUUGACAGCAUCAUACUUGACACUGAAAGUGAACAGGCAAGACCAGCAUCUAUAAAUAUCUUUUUUUUUUAAGAACUUUAUAUUGGUGCAAGUGAGAUACAUGUGGGCUUAAAGCAAUGCAUGACAUUGGAUGUACUGUAUGUCAAUGUUUGACGGCACGACGCCGGGAAGGUGAGGUCAGCUGCACUUUGACAUGGAGCGAACGGAGAAGGAGAGCAAAGGCUUUUCGUUGUAUGUGAUAUUGAGUAUAUUCUUUUCAUGUUUGCAGAUGAUUUCACUGCAUCGAAACACACCCAUAUAUGCAUUAUGAAUUGUGAGAUUAAAUAAAAAAAGAAGAUAUGCAUUGAUUAUAAAACUCAGAAUGAAGUUAGUGAUUGUUUAAGAAUAAAGAUUAUGUUAUCAGAAUCU